Molecule: messenger RNA, 1764 nt
Organism: Funneliformis geosporum
Lineage: Eukaryota; Fungi; Glomeromycota; Glomeromycetes; Glomerales; Glomeraceae
Source: the annotation of a GenBank genome assembly
AUGAACCUUCUUGGAACUACAACAAAAACUAUUAGAACCUAUGGAAAGAAAUCCAACGAACGCGUUAUUACAAUUCAUACUUGGAAUCAUAAAAUAGAUAAAGAAUUAGAAGGAACUUCAACUAAAGAUACAGAGAAUUCCUUGGAGAAAGAUAGAAUAUCUAAAUUUAAAGUAAAUAAAAACUCUACAACUCAACACUCUUUUGUUAUUACUAAAGGUACGGAAAUCAAACCAGCCAAGCGGAAGUCGUUCACGAAGGGUUUCACAAAACCCAAGUAUUAUCUUUCGCCCAUUCGACUCUCACCAAAAUCAGUAAACCUUGCAAAUGAGACUUCCCGUGCACACGAAAUAGAAAACGUUUCGCCAAGCCGGUCCAUAUCCAAAAAGAAUAUGAUCCAAGAAGGCACCUUGUCUCCUAACAAGUCAAUAAAUAAAACCCAGUUGUCAAUGUCACAAAAGCAAUUUAAAAAAAAAUAUCAUUCACCGUCCAAAGAUUACGACCAUUGUAGUGAAUCAUUAUGCAAAGUUAUUAUAACGCCAUUAAAAGAUCCGAAUACUUUUAAUGAAAAGGAGAACGUUGAUAUCGGUCAUAAUGACUUUGAAAUCGGUUUAAAUAAUCAGGUUUCCAAGAAAUUAGAACAAAAUUUUAUAUUGGAUUACAAAGCUGAGAUUGAUAAACCUGCUAAAGAGGAUAGGAAUGAAUUGCACGAACUAACAAACUUAUUGAGGAUUUGUGACCAAAAGCAGUUAUGGACUUUUGAAGAAUUUUUUGGCACGGAUUGUCUUAAUAAUGCCAUGAAAAUUGGAGAAGCAAGUUUUUCUGAAGUAUUCACAGCAUACGCGCCAAAGUUUACUGCUACAAAAGCAAAAUGUGUCUUCAAGAUUGUUCCAUUUGGAAGAGGAAAAGAAAUAUUGGUGAAUGGUGAGGAACAAUGUAGUAUAAGAGAUAUAACUCAAGAGAUCAAAACCACGUUAGAAUUGGGAGGAAAAACCGGUCUUGACCCAAAAUUGAGGGUUGGUUUCUUAAAAUUACAUGGAAUUGGUAUUUGCCGUGGUAAAUAUCCUAAAGCCCUAUUAAAAGAAUGGGAUCGGUGGGAUAAAGCAUAUAAGUCAGAAAGCGGUCGUCCAGAUUAUUUUGAUGACAAACAGAUUUAUGCCGUGUUAAUUGUUGAAUACGGAGGCCUGGAUCUUGAACAUAUCAAAUUAAAAAAUUGGGCACAAGCUUGGAGUGUCUUAACACAAGUUGGAUGGAGUAUAGCACAGGCUGAACAGUCGUUAAAUUUCGAACACCGUGAUCUUCAUUGGGGAAAUAUAACGAUCAAACAAACUAAGGUUAAAUCUGUGUCAUAUAACUUGCCCUCAGCUAACAUAAGUGUUGAAAUUCAAACUUUUGGAGUGCGGGCUUGUAUAAUAGACUAUACGUUAUCUCGGAUGGAACGUGGAGAUGAAAUUAUCCACGUGGAUAUAGUUGACGAAGGAUAUUUUAUCGGGAAAGGCGAUUAUCAAUUUGAUAUCUACCGUAUGAUGCGAGAAGAAACUAAAGGCGAUUGGAAAUCUUUCUGGCCAAAAACCAAUGUAUUCUGGCUUCACUACAUCGCGGAUAAAUUAUUAACUGCCAAGAAAUUAACUAGACCAAAAAAAGGAAACGAUCAAUAUGAUUACUACAAUGCAAUUUUAGGUUUCAAAAAGCGAGCGUUGGUAAAAAACGGUGGUUACCAAAGCAUGCUCGAAACAAUGAGUAAUGACGAAGCUUGGAAAAUGUAA